AUGGACCAGGUGAUGCUGGAUCUGAACGAUCCAAACCGGAGACGUCAACCGUUGGUGGACGCCUCCAGCCGAAUCAACCACGUCAAGUCACCAAGAGUUGAAACUCCCAAGGUCCAUGUUGAGAGCACCGAUCUACUGAAGACACCAGAUCGGAAGAGGAAGACCCAUGUAGGGCCAUGGCAGCUAGGAAGAACCCUGGGCAAGGGUGCCACUGGCCGCGUCCGGCUGGCCAAGCACGCUGUUACGGGUCAGACCGCCGCAAUCAAAAUCGUCUCCAAGAAGUCUGCCGCCAUGGUGCAAAGCGAGAGCAUUGCUGCGAUGGAUCGUAAUGUCAGUAACUUCUCGGGUUUCUCGAAUGCUCGUCACAUGCCUGUGGAAUCGAACGUGAGCCUGUACGAUGUUUGGGAGAACCGCGGUGAACUCUACCUUGUCCUAGAGUACGUUGAAGGAGGUGAACUUUUCGAUUAUGUCUCCAAGCAUGGACCCCUACCGGAGGAGGAGGCUGUGCGACUUUUCCGUCAGAUAAUUGCUGGCCUCGGGUAUUGCCACCGAUUCAACAUCUGCCAUCGUGAUCUGAAGCCAGAGAACAUUCUGCUCGAUGGACAGCACAAUGUCAAGCUUGCUGAUUUCGGCAUGGCUGCUCUGCAACCCCCUGGCCACUGGCUCAACACUUCUUGUGGAAGUCCCCACUACGCAGCACCUGAGAUUAUCUACGGACGAAAAUACCGCGGUGACAGAGCAGACAUGUGGAGUUGCGGUAUCAUAUUGUAUGCCCUUUUGACCGGAUACCUGCCCUUCGAUGGCGGUGAUCUUCCGAAUACAUUGCGACUGGUCAAGAAAGGCGACUACAUGAUUCCCCAAGAGUUGAGCGAUGAAUCAGCCGAUCUCAUCCAGCGAAUUCUCCAAAAGCGACCCGAAGACCGCAUCUCCAUGCAGAAUGUCUGGAUGCACCCUUAUCGUCAUGAUAUUGAUGGUGAUAUUCUGCGCAAUCUGCAGACUCUCUGGCAUGACGUCAAGCCCGAGGCUCUUGUUGAUCGAAUCAUGUGCCUUGAACCAACCCAUGAGCGGAUGUUCUACAAUGCUCUCGUUAAGUUCCGUGACGAACAGUUGGAGAACUAUCAGGGACAGCCCCUUGAAUACUCAGCCAGCGACUACCACCAUAUUUCCCGAAUUGGAGGUAAAGGACGCAAGAAUCGAAGCAAUUCGAAGCGUCGUUCGCAGAUUUCAAAGGUCAAAGACUUCCACCGUCGCAUGGGUGGCACUCAAGAGCCAAAGUCUUGCGCAAGUGUUGAAAGCUAUGAUCCAUAUCGGUCGCCGAAGAACUACGGCGCAGCUGCUGAGGCCAAGUAUGCCCACAUCACCAUCCACAAAGAAACCACUGAGAUUCCUGAAAUUGGUGAGAUCUCUUCAAUGGUCAAGCACCCUACUUCCAUCGCAGAAGAGGUAGAGCAGGAGGAGUCAGAUGAUGCAACCGAGUCGCCAUUUACCGUACUUCAGAAGCGAAAGCACAAACCAAGUUCUAUGAAAUCUUUCCACUCGUCUAAACUUGCUCACUCAAGUUCACGAGCACCUGGAAUGUCCUCUCGGUCAACAAGCUACCGUCGUAACGUCUCAUUCCACCAUGCACGCAAUCGAUCCCAAAGCUCCACUAGGCCCAAAAGGCGAAAGACAGCACAGAAGGAUCAAAAUGCCCAGACUGAUCUCAAGCAGUCACCCAGUGUAGCUAGCUUGCAGUUCAUUGCGCAUGAGAUGGAUUUCAUACCCAUUCCCAGCAGCCCACCCCUUCCUGCCCAACCGACAGUGGUCCACCGAAGUGGCCUGAAGACCAAAACUACGUGCCAAGAGAAGAGGAUCCGAGUGUUCGAUUUGGCUUGGAAGGAAGAUGCUCGCAAGGUAUCCCACGAGCUCAGCCAAAUCUGUGAAGAGGCUUUCAAUGGCAGCUCUAUCUCGACCAUCCGCAGUGCUAGCGACGAAGCCGGGUAUGAGACUCCUUUGACUCCAGUUUCUAUUGCCAGUCCAAAACAGCACGUCGCUCUUCCCACUAAGCCUUCCAUGCAAACCAUAAAGGGAGGUUCAAAGGAGACCGGACGGUCUUACAGUAUCCAAGAACUUACCGAAACGCGACGCAAACUUGUCGAACAUAGCAAAGGAAGACAUGACAACAUUCCGGCGUACUUGUUUGGAGUGAUUGGACAUCUGGAUAGGUUGAUUGAGGAAGACCAAGCACAGCAUCACAAGCGGAGUGAGUCCGGGGAGGAUGUUCCUGUCUUCAUGGACCCAUUUGAUACCUUACCUGAGGCAUUGCCUGUGAUCAAGGAGGAGUUCGCUAGCCCCGUCCGAGGUCCGGUAGCUCCAACUCCCAAGGCGAAAUCCAAGCAGCGGCCGUCAGCCGCGAGCUGUGUAAGCGAUGCUCGAGCCACGAUUCGAAUGGUUCCACAUAGCUCUGUGCGGUCUCUUCAUGAGGUGAAGCCCUUGAUGAUUCGUAAGAAGAAUCAGCUUCCCGAGUCCGACUCUGCCGAGCCCGAGUCUAUGGAUCCUAUGCGUGCUUUCUCAGUCAGUUCCCGUCAAACCCGCAACGCAUGUGAACUGGAACCGAUUGAAGAGGCUCCUGUCUCUCCUAAGCAUAGAUCGGCUGAUGGGAAGAAGUGGUCAUGGUUCAAGCAUCGGCCUCAAGUCUCCGAAUCUGCCCCAGCUCUUCCACCCAAGGAUACCAAGCAAAUAACCCCCAGCACUGGCACAGUGGUUAUUCACACCCCUCCAUCAACGCCGCCCUCGCCAACCAAGACAAAUGCCGAUCGGGUGCCAGUUCGCAAGUCUUCCAUGGAGCGAUUCGGAGGAGCAUUGAAGAAGCUCGUGUCGAAAAAGGCGAACAAAACCGCCCCCCAGGAAAUAGGUAAAUCAAAUCUCAACUGCUUUGUGAUGACGUCGCUAAGCUUCAAAAAAGACAAAGAAAAAGAGAGCUCGAAGGAUCAACAAGUUUCUCCCUUUUGCAAGGGAUUCCCCGACAAAGAAAGCUCUUUCGAAGCUGAUGAUCCUGCAAGUCCUGCCCGCAACAAGCGCCUUUCCCUCGCUAACCACAACUGGUUCGCCCGUGUAUUCCAAAUCAAACCUGCUACUAGGGUCAUUGCCCUUAAUACCUCGAAGGUCAAGGGACGGAAAGAGGUCUACCGCCUCCUUCGUGAGUGGGAAGAUUAUGGCAUGGAAGAUGUUACCAUGGACAAGAACAACAGCAUUGUCCGCGGACGUGUCGGCGAGGUCAAUUUCUUGCGUCUUCGAGAAGUUGAAUUUACCGCAGAGUUCUACACUGUUCUCGAGCAUGGCCGCCAAGCAAAUCUCAGCCUGGUCCGGUUCAAACAAGAGCGCGGUGCCGCAUCAACCUUCAACAAGGUGGUUGAUACAAUGCAAAUGAUGCUCAAGAGCCGGGAUAUGAUUGUCCAAGACCCUGUCCGAGCCAAGAAAAUGGCCCGCGUGCUGGAAUCUAUUCCAAACGCUUGA
Penicillium maclennaniae is the source of this 3495-nucleotide messenger RNA. Its product is annotated as serine/threonine-protein kinase. NCBI's taxonomy places the organism in Eukaryota, Fungi, Ascomycota, Eurotiomycetes, Eurotiales, Aspergillaceae. The transcript has 7 exons. Gene Ontology annotation, biological process: intracellular signal transduction; protein phosphorylation. The record is from RefSeq and is a predicted model, not a curated record. Gene Ontology annotation, molecular function: protein serine/threonine kinase activity; ATP binding. Gene Ontology annotation, cellular component: cytoplasm. Bases 1 to 3495 code for a protein of 1164 amino acids.